This is a messenger RNA of Lepidothrix coronata (blue-crowned manakin), 5093 nucleotides long. It is a transcript of the gene UPF1, whose product is annotated as UPF1, RNA helicase and ATPase. Bases 1 to 3138 code for a protein of 1045 amino acids. The transcript is spliced from 24 exons. Gene Ontology annotation, biological process: nuclear-transcribed mRNA catabolic process, nonsense-mediated decay. Gene Ontology annotation, cellular component: cytoplasm. Gene Ontology annotation, molecular function: hydrolase activity; ATP binding; zinc ion binding. The record is from RefSeq and is a predicted model, not a curated record. NCBI's taxonomy places the organism in Eukaryota, Metazoa, Chordata, Aves, Passeriformes, Pipridae.
AUGGGGCAGGUGAAUGGUCCCGAUGGGAUCCUGCAGAACGGGGCUGUGGAUGAGAACGUGGCCAAGACCAGCCAGCUCCUGGCAGAGCUCAACUUUGAGGAGGAUGAGGAGGACACCUACUACACCAAGGAUCUCCCUGUGCAUGCCUGCAGUUACUGUGGGAUCCACGACCCUGCCUGUGUGGUUUACUGCAACACCAGCAAGAAGUGGUUCUGUAACGGGCGUGGGAACACCUCGGGCAGCCACAUUGUGAACCACCUGGUGAGAGCCAAGUGCAAAGAGGUGACUCUGCACAAGGAUGGACCUCUGGGGGAGACCGUCCUGGAAUGCUACAACUGUGGCUGUCGGAACGUCUUCCUCCUGGGCUUCAUCCCAGCCAAGGCGGACUCCGUGGUUGUUCUGCUGUGCAGGCAGCCCUGUGCCAGCCAGAGCAGCCUGAAGGACAUCAACUGGGACAGUUCCCAGUGGCAGCCCCUCAUCCAGGAUCGCUGCUUCCUCUCCUGGCUGGUGAAGAUCCCGUCGGAGCAGGAGCAGCUCCGGGCCCGCCAGAUCACGGCCCAGCAGAUCAACAAGCUGGAGGAGCUCUGGAAGGAAAAUCCAUCUGCAACCCUGGAGGACUUGGAAAAGCCUGGUGUGGAUGAAGAACCACAGCACGUCCUGCUUAGAUACGAAGAUGCUUAUCAAUACCAAAAUAUAUUUGGUCCUCUAGUCAAGCUUGAGGCAGAUUAUGACAAGAAACUCAAGGAAUCUCAGACCCAAGAUAACAUCACAGUCAGAUGGGACCUGGGCUUGAACAAGAAGAGAAUUGCUUAUUUCACUUUGCCAAAGACUGACUCAGACAUGAGGCUCAUGCAAGGAGAUGAGAUCUGCCUGAGGUACAAAGGAGACCUGGCCCCGCUGUGGAAGGGAAUUGGUCACGUUAUCAAAGUUCCUGAUAAUUAUGGUGAUGAGAUUGCCAUCGAGCUGAGGAGCAGCGUGGGAGCCCCUGUGGAAGUUACUCACAACUUCCAAGUGGAUUUUGUAUGGAAAUCUACUUCCUUUGACAGGAUGCAGAGUGCUCUCAAAACCUUUGCUGUGGAUGAGACCUCAGUGUCUGGGUACAUCUAUCACAAGCUGCUGGGCCACGAGGUGGAAGAUGUGAUUAUUAAAUGCCAGUUGCCAAAGCGCUUCACAGCACAAGGACUUCCUGAUCUCAACCACUCUCAGGUUUAUGCUGUGAAAACUGUCCUGCAGCGUCCUCUGAGCCUUAUUCAGGGUCCCCCUGGCACUGGGAAAACAGUGACAUCAGCCACCAUCGUGUAUCAUCUGGCCAGACAGGGCAACGGGCCCGUGCUGGUGUGUGCCCCCAGCAACAUCGCCGUGGACCAGCUCACCGAGAAGAUCCACCAGACCGGGCUGAAGGUGGUGCGUCUGUGUGCCAAGAGCAGGGAGGCCAUCGACUCCCCCGUGUCCUUCCUGGCACUGCACAACCAGAUCAGGAACAUGGACAGCAUGCCAGAGCUUCAGAAACUGCAGCAGCUCAAAGAUGAGACUGGAGAGCUCUCAUCUGCCGACGAGAAGCGUUACCGGGCGCUCAAACGCACCGCGGAGCGGGAGCUGCUCAUGAACGCGGAUGUGAUCUGCUGCACCUGCGUGGGGGCCGGGGAUCCCAGGCUGGCCAAGAUGCAGUUCCGCUCCAUCCUCAUCGAUGAGAGCACCCAGGCCACCGAGCCCGAGUGCAUGGUGCCCGUUGUGCUGGGAGCAAAGCAGCUCAUUCUGGUGGGUGACCACUGCCAGCUGGGGCCCGUGGUGAUGUGCAAGAAAGCUGCCAAGGCUGGGCUGUCCCAGUCCCUGUUUGAGAGGCUGGUGGUGCUGGGGAUCCGGCCCAUCCGGCUCCAGGUGCAGUACCGGAUGCAUCCCGCCCUCAGCGCCUUCCCUUCCAACAUCUUCUACGAGGGCUCGCUCCAGAACGGGGUCACUGCAGCUGACCGAGUGAAGAAAGGCUUUGACUUUCAGUGGCCACAGCCUGACAAACCAAUGUUCUUCUACGUCACCCAAGGACAGGAGGAGAUUGCCAGCUCAGGCACCUCUUACUUGAACAGGACGGAAGCUGCCAACGUGGAGAAAAUCACCACGAAGCUGCUGAAGGCUGGUGCCAAACCAGACCAGAUUGGCAUCAUCACUCCUUAUGAAGGGCAGCGCUCCUACCUGGUGCAGUACAUGCAGUUCAGUGGCUCCCUGCACACCAAGCUCUACCAGGAAGUGGAAAUUGCGAGUGUGGAUGCCUUCCAGGGCAGGGAGAAGGACUUCAUUAUCCUUUCCUGUGUGAGGGCCAACGAACACCAGGGGAUUGGGUUCCUCAAUGACCCCAGGAGGCUCAACGUGGCCCUUACCAGGGCGAGGUAUGGAGUAAUUAUUGUGGGGAACCCCAAAGCCCUGUCUAAGCAGCCACUCUGGAAUCACCUCCUGAAUUACUACAAGGAGCAGAAGGUGCUGGUGGAGGGACCACUGAACAACCUCCGGGAGAGCCUCAUGCAGUUCAGCAAACCCCGCAAGCUCGUCAACACCAUCAACCCCGGUGCCCGUUUCAUGACCACUGCCAUGUAUGAUGCACGUGAGGCCAUUAUUCCAGGAUCUGUCUAUGACAGGAGCAGUCAAGGGCGCCCAUCCAACAUGUACUUCCAAACCCACGACCAGAUUGGGAUGAUCAGUGCUGGCCCCAGCCACGUCACUGCCAUGAACAUUCCCAUCCCCUUCAACCUGGUGAUGCCCCCGAUGCCACCCCCGGGAUACUUCGGCCAGGCCAACGGACCCGCCGCAGGACGUGGGGCUCCCAAAGGAAAGACGGGUCGUGGCGGGCGCCAGAAAAACCGUUUUGGGAUUCCCGGGACGAGUCAGUCCAACCUUCCCAACAGCCAAGCGAGCCAAGAUGUGGUGUCCCAGCCUUUCUCCCAGGGCCCCCUGACUCAGGGCUAUAUCUCCAUGAGUCAGCCUUCACAGAUGAGUCAGCCUGGGCUCUCCCAACCAGAAUUAUCACAGGACAGUUACCUUGGUGAUGAGUUUAAAUCCCAGAUUGACGUGGCGCUGUCACAGGACUCAACUUACCAGGGUGAACGUGCAUAUCAACAUGGUGGAGUGACGGGACUGUCACAGUAUUAGAGUGUUGAGGAAGAAGAGCUAAGCUUGCGUGGAGCUUAGUUCAUCAGCAUUUUAUUCUGGGUAAUAAAAAAAAUAAAAUAAAAUGGAUACCUGUUUUCCACUGCUAAAACUGAAGCACCACUGUGUGAGAGCAACAGGAGAAAGAAACCAACCAACGGAGAGAGAGAGAGAGAGAGAAAGAGAGAGAGAGAGAAAGAAAGGAGCGCGCGAGAGAGCCCACUGCUAUAGCUCACUGAGACAAGGAGACCGCGGAGGAGAGAGAGCCCUGACGGACCUGCUGGCGCCUCGCUGGGAAGGAACUCACCCCAAAAGGAGUGGUCAGCUGAGUCCCUGCUCCCCCAGUCACCCCCACGCUCGAGAGAAGGGCCUUAAAAAACAAAAAAAAAAAAAAAAAAAAAAAAAAAAAACAAACAACAAAAACAAAAAAAAUAUUGUUUCAAACAAAACUUAAAUUAGAGCACCGAACCUUGAGAACUUUUUCAGUGUGAUUUAAAGUUGCAGCAAUCAGCCUCUUCUUCCUACAUUGGAUAGCAGUUAGAGUGAGAGGAGCCUGCGCGCUCGGGCAGGAGGAGGGUUUCAAAGUGUUUUCUGUCUGCUUUAAUUGGCUACUGUCUGGACUCUUACUCUGUGAAAAAAAACAAGCCUUUCUGUCAGAUGAACUUCGUGCUUGAUAAGGGGAUUGGGGUUCCUGUGCCCUUCGGCCCCUGGAGGGAAGAUGCAAAACAGAACCAGCCCCUGCUUUGGCCGCCGCAGAUGUGGGGGAGAAGGAGCGGAACCCGGGGAUUAUUUUGGUGCGGAAGGAAAGACUCCACGGCUCCAGGUGGGACUCACGGGCAAAGCAGGCAGUUGGUGGAAGGUGGCCUCUGAGGAGCUGGGUUUAAUUAGAGAUAAUGGGUCAGGCUUUGGUGAGGAGAGCAGGGAGGUGCCAGAGCCAGGUGUUGGCAAAGCAAACCCGGAGCAGCUUUUUUUUCAGGUGGUGGCCAGGGCCGUGCCAUCCAUGCUGGCUGACGAGUCAGGGCUGAGAACAGCACAUUAAAGAGAAGCCAUCCAAUUUCUAAGUUGUACCCAUGUCUUAACGAGUCGUGUGGGAACACUGGGAGCGUUUUAUUUCUGUCUAAACCUUUCUAGGAACAGCAGAGAAGUGACAAUUCCUGCAGAGCCCCCUUUUUUACCAGACCCCUGAAUCAGACUGACCUCUACCUCCCAAUUGGCCAAGAGCAGUAGAGAGUGAUCCGCUAACCUGGCUGUUUUUCAAGUUGGAGAUAAGUUAGCUUUAUACUCAAAAGGGCUCCAAGUGUUUCUAGUCUUUUUUUUUUGGGGGGGGGAGAACUCAAAAAUACCUCUCAUAUGAAUGUACUUCGACGCCGUGAAAACCCCACUUUUUGUACCUGGGGGGGGGGGGCAGCCCUUCCAUUCCUGUCCUUUCCGUGGGUUGUUGCCCCUGCUUUCACAACCUGUUCUUGCUGUAGUUUCCCCAGGGUGUCUCCCCCCCAGUACCCCAGGACACACGUUCACCCUUUGCCUUCGGUCCCGCCCCGACCGGAGUCCGAGAACUGCAAAAAAAACCAAACCCACAACCCCAUUCUUUUCUCAUCAAAAGCCUCCAGAGUUUAGACUUCUAAAAAAAAACACAAACAGUGAAAGAAUGGAGACACAGGCCACCUUCCUUCCUCGUGGGAUGGACUGUUUUAUUUAUUAACAUUUGCCGAAGGGCUUUUUAAUUUUUAUUUUUUUUCCUUCCGUAGGCUGCAUAGUUGGCGUAGACUUUUCUGAUAGGUUUGAGCUGGACCCCUCUGUGCAACGCUAUCCAUGAGUAAUGUAGCCCCCUCCUCUCCCCUCGCCCCUUUAUUUCACUGCUGGGAAUGCUUGGCCUCUGCUUUGUGCUGGUUUUUUCCUUUGUAGCGCAGUUAACUCUGAGUUUUACAAAUCCAGACAUCAGUGCUAGCACGGUGUUU